Cercopithifilaria johnstoni is the source of this 480-nucleotide messenger RNA. The record is from the annotation of a GenBank genome assembly. NCBI's taxonomy places the organism in Eukaryota, Metazoa, Nematoda, Chromadorea, Rhabditida, Onchocercidae.
AUGACUCAAUCUUUAAUAAUAUCUUUGGAUCGUUUAAUCGAAAAAAGUUUAACAAAUGAAGCUGUAUGUUUACUGUAUCGCGGUGAUGUCGUACCAAAAGAUGUAAAUGCUGCAAUUUCAAUGGUUAAAACAAAACGUGGAAUUCAAUUUGUUGAUUGGUGUCCGACAGGAUUUAAAGUUGGCAUUAAUUAUCAACCACCUACUGUUGUUCAUGGUGGCGAUUUAGCAAAGGUACAUCGAGCUGUUUGUAUGUUAUCAAAUACAACCGCAAUUGCUGAAGCAUGGGCACGCUUGGAUCAUAAAUUUGAUUUGAUGUAUUCGAAACGAGCAUUUGUACAUUGGUAUGUUGGUGAAGGUAUGGAAGAAGGUGAAUUUACGGAAGCACGUGAUGAUUUAGCUGCAUUAGAAAGAGAUUAUGAUGAGGUAAGUAAAGAUUCGGAAGCACUAAGUGAUGAUGAAGAAGAAGAAAGUGAAUACUGA